Molecule: messenger RNA, 407 nt
Organism: Aspergillus eucalypticola CBS 122712
Lineage: Eukaryota; Fungi; Ascomycota; Eurotiomycetes; Eurotiales; Aspergillaceae
Exons: 1
Coding region: 109-336 (75 amino acids)
Source: RefSeq, a predicted model, not a curated record
UUUUCGCUGAAUAUGUUCUAGAAAACAAAGAAUGGAUCACCCCCUUACUUUUCAGUCUCUGGUUCUUCGGCCACUACGUACUAUAGUUUUCCAAGACUCUUAGUGUAGAUGGAGGGGGGGGGCGAUGUUUUUUUUGUGGCAGCUUUUCCCAAUUUAGACUACACAGUAAGUAUGGUCUGGGAUGAUUUCUUACUGACCGGGUUAGUAAGAUCGAGGUUAGCCCGGCUUGGUAGCCAACCUCCAAAAUGCCUCAUAGUCUUUCUUGCUUUUUGUACUUCGGUGCUGGCUUGCCCACCAUGGAUGAAACCGGCUCGUUACAAAACCGGUGACUCCUGAAUCAGGUCAAAGGAACAACAGUCAUCUCGCAGAUCAUAGCAGACAAUGAGAUCCGUGAUUCUCAGCUAGAG